AUGAUGAUUGGAACCAUUCCUACUUGUUUUGGCAAUUUUACCGCAAUUGUUAUGCAUGAAGACAAAGGGCUUUGGGACUAUCACACCAGUGAAAAUCCUUAUGUUCAUUAUGAUAAAGAUAGCUAUGGUGAGAAUGUUCAGGUUUAUGUUAAAGAAAUAGAGCUUGAAUAUACUAGUACACUUCGAUUUCUCUAUUCCAUCGACCUUUCAGGAAAUAACUUUUUUGGAGAAAUUCCAGAGGAGCUGAUGAAUCUUUCAGGUCUACAAAACCUGAACCUAUCUGGAAACAAAUUAGAUGGGAAAAUCCCUCGGAACAUUGGCAAGUUAAAAUCACUAGAAUCGCUUGACUUGUCUAAAAAUGAUUUUUCUGGCUCUAUUCCAUCCAGCAUUUCUGAUUUGAACUUUUUAAGUUACUUGAAUUUGUCAUUCAAUCACUUAUCUGGACGAAUUCCUUUGGGAAACCAACUUCAGACUCUGGAUGACAAAUCCAUCUACAUUGGCAACAAUGGACUUUGUGGAUUUCCAUUGAAUAAUUGUUCAGAGGAUGUAGAUGAAUUGCCUAAGGGACAUGAAAAAGUUGGAAAUAUGAGGACAGAUGACUCCAAAAUGCUUUGGUUCUACAGUGGUUUGGGAAUGGGUUUUGUGACUGGAUUUGUUGGAGUUUGUAGCAUUUUGUACUUUAAAGACUCAUGGAGGUAUGUUUGUUUUCAGUUAGCUGACAGAGUCUACAACAAGAUUUGGGUAACAGUUGCAAUUAAGGCAAAUCAACUAAAGAAAAAGUUUCACAUAAACAAAUUUGAAGGGAACGCAUGA
This is a messenger RNA of Hevea brasiliensis (rubber tree), 813 nucleotides long. Its product is annotated as putative receptor like protein 25. Bases 1 to 813 code for a protein of 270 amino acids. The record is from RefSeq and is a predicted model, not a curated record. The transcript has a single exon. Gene Ontology annotation, molecular function: protein binding. Lineage: Eukaryota; Viridiplantae; Streptophyta; Magnoliopsida; Malpighiales; Euphorbiaceae.